This is a messenger RNA of Brassica rapa (field mustard), 1508 nucleotides long. Its product is annotated as pumilio homolog 15-like. Gene Ontology annotation, biological process: post-transcriptional regulation of gene expression. Gene Ontology annotation, molecular function: mRNA binding. The record is from RefSeq and is a predicted model, not a curated record. Lineage: Eukaryota; Viridiplantae; Streptophyta; Magnoliopsida; Brassicales; Brassicaceae. Gene Ontology annotation, cellular component: cytoplasm.
AUGCUUCAACAAUGCAUUGGAAAAUCCCCUCGAGAAAUAAGAGAUCCUUUGAUUAGUGGCAUACUCACUAACUCUCUGAGCCUAUGCAUAAACCGCUACGGAAACUAUGCGGUUCAGUAUGUGUUGGAAAUGGAAAAUUGUCAAGUGGCAGCGUCUCUAUCGCAAUAUCUAGAUGGGCAUUACGUGCAACUCUCUUGUGACAAAUUUGGGAGUCAUGUUGUGCAAAAGUGUUUGGAAACUAGACAAUUUAACUCAAGGAGGAUCAUAAACGAGCUGAUAAGUGACAUUGAUUCAAUUCUUGUAGAUCGUUUCGGAAACUAUGUGAUUCAAACUGCAUGGGUGGUAUCUCAGGAUGAUAUGCGGAAUAAAUUGUUGUAUCAUAUCAACAAGAAUUAUCCUUUAAUGAGGUACAACAUGUACGGAAGGAAAAUACUCGAGAAACUCAGUCUCUGAAUAUAGAACAACAUAUCAAGAGUAAGAUAUCGAGCCACUAUUAGAGUUAAUGUUUGGUGUGUUUUUUUCUUUUGACUUUGACUCAGUGUUGUCAAUUAGUGUUUAUGUGUUUUAUUUGUUACGUGUUUUCUUUUAGAUUUGUGUUGUAGUUUCAUUAGUCAUGGUAUUUUUAUAUUCAUCCAUCAAACGGGCUUGUAACUAUUAAAAGUCUUCUUGUGUCGAAUGCUUUCAAUCAUAAUUGUUUUCAAAUGUUAGUGUGUUUUUUUUUUUUUUACGCAUUAUUAUCACUGGUAAAGUUAGUGAUCUCAUUUUGUUUAUACGUUUGUAUCCUAAGUUUAAUCGUUUUUGAGUUUAGAGAAGGAGCGGCCCUGAAAUUGGCCUAGAGGAUAGAGAAAAAUCAUGCUUCUAAAUAAAAAUCAUCUACCAGGACAAUUAAAAUUUGCUCGUAUGGUUCAGUUAUGUUUAAGCAAACAUGAAAUAUUAGCAUACUAGUAUUACCACCUGUGCUAUGCACAGGUCAAUUCUCUGUUUCAAAAAUUAUUUGAUCAUCGUUUUAAUUUUCAAAUAAAGUGAAUGUUAUUUCAAAUAUUAUAUGAAUAAUAGCACGUAAUAUUAGAGGUACAUGCAUGAUAUAAAGCUGUCAAAAGGUCGAAACAAUAACUUUGAUAUCAUUACAAAAUUGAUACAUGUUUGUAGAAUUUUUCAUAAAUAAAUAAAAUAUAUACCAAAAUACAAAAUAUACUUGAAAUACAAUAUUUGAUGGUUAAGUACAGAGUAACAAAUGAUUAUUAGAAAUUUAUUAUUUAAGUUUGUUUAUAGUUUGAAAUUGACAUUUUAUGUUAAUUUACCUAACAUGUUUUUUCUUAAAAGCACACAUUUAACCAAAAUUAACCCACAUUAGUCAUUACUUAUUUUGAUAGUUUGUUUAAUUUAUCAGAUUGAAAUUUACAAAUUUAGUUUGCCUUUUAUAAAUUAAAAAAAAAAAUUGUUUAGCAAUAGUCAAGUGAUUCAACUUUGGAUUCAGAAAUGAAAGCUUCGCUAUACGUUCAACAAAU